AUGGACAUCUCAUCAGACUCGGUCGUCAGAACUGUUCCGGACAAGGCUGUCGCUCCCUACUACAGUUUCCCUGAUCAAAACGAGUUUAUAUGGCGCCACGAACAGGCAACUCUGAUCGAGAUGCACAACGAGGAGCAGGCCGUCAAGCGCCUCAACGAGAAACGCCGGCCGUUCAAGGCGUGGCCCGUCGCACCAAUUCCCGGUCUGACCACCCCAUUCAUGAAAUCGUGGCUAUUCUUGGUCAAGACGCCCUGCGGUGGAGGAAAAGAUGAUUUCCCAUCCCUUACCGAUCGGUUUACCAUCGACAUGGAAAGCAAGAUUGAUCGUCCCGAGGGCAUAUUUUCUCUCGUUCAUCUACCUGCGUCGCGCAUUCAGAACCCGUACGAGACUUUGAAAUGUGCUGGAGGUGCAGAGGUUAGCAAGUGUGCUGCGUUCAAGGUCGACGUCCCGCGAUCAUGGCAGAGUGACAAUGGCGUUCAUGUGGAGCUAGAUCUCAUGGCAAACUUUCAGACGGCCACAUCUAUCAACGAGGCGGAUAAUAUUACCGUCAAUCACGAGAAGCACCAAGUCAUCGUCAUUCAGUGGGAGAUCAGCUCUCUUACUUUCGAGGCGGAGCUUGCGGCCCUCCAUUGCCUCACGGACAAUCAUCGCCUGGAAGAAAUGGCUCCGGCGAGGCGCUCCCUCAAUGCCUUUCGCAUGAUACAAGACUUUCGCAACCCCAGCUGGAUCAGCUACAGGAACCUUCACGACGAGUUUCCGCAGCUUCAGAAUCCUGCUCGCUUCUGGCGCCGCGUUCCGAGGCUCCUCGUGGACAAGGUCAGGGCAUUCAACGCCGAUCAUCGGGCGGCAUUAGACGGCCUGAAGUGCAUUCCUAACUGUCUCUACUUUAUCAACGGCUGUCCCGGGGCAGGCAAGACGGAGUGGAAUAUGGUUCUCGCGGCACUCAUUCAAUCCAAGAGGAGUCCAAACUCGAGACGCCGCCGCAGCCCAAUCUUGUUCCUCGUUGACAUCAACAAAACGGUCGACGAUGCGGCCAACCGAUACUACACCCUUUGCAAGGAAGCUGGUCUCAAGCUUCGAAUCAUUCGGAUGCACGGUUGGCCCUAUGAAAUGCGCCACAGCUCCACGUUGAACAAGGGGAGCUCCCAGGACCAGGCCGCGAGUGAAGCGGAACUGGACUUUACGAAGCGAUUUCUGACCACGGUCAGCCUGGCUUGCCACACCAAGGCGCACCGGGACCCGAAUGUGGCCCCGACUCUUGAUGAAGCUGCAUGGGAGUACUAUGAGCUCCACAAAGACGACUGCUUUCCGGCCUUGAGAAAGCUCUUGGCUCGCAUGGAGAACGGCGAAGUCUUCAACGGCGAAGACUGGAAGUCUCUACGCUCCCAAGUGUCAGUGCUGUACCGUGCCGUCUUGGCACAAGCAGACUUUGUGGCUACGACGCCCGUGGCGGCUUACGGGAAGUUCUCCAAGCUGUUCGAGCCGGAUCUGGUGUUUGUGGACGAGGCGCCGCAUGCCCGCGAACUGACCACUUUGAUCGCCAUCGCCUUCUUCAGCCCUUUGGCGUGGAUCCUGACCGGUGAUGUCCACCAAACGCGCCCGUUUGUCAAGAGCGGUGACAAGAGACAGGUCGAUCGCGAGGGCCUCAAGUUCAACCCUUUUGCCGAGCAGCUCCGGGUGAGCACCAUGGCCCGGGCAGCAGCGGCUGGCGCCACAAAUGCGAGGCUCCUCGUCAAUAAGAGGAGCUACGCGAAUUUGCAUCGCCUUCCUUCCAAAAUGUUUUACAACGGCGAGAUGGUCUCGGGAUACAGUGGCGAAUCGCUGUACCCGCCCAGUGUCCUGCAUGCAAAAAGGUACCUCGAGAGGUUGGGCCCGGCAGCCGACAUUAGCGAGAACCGACUUGUCGUCCGCUUGAAGGACAGCUGUGAGCAUAUGCACCGCAACAGCUUCUGGAAUCCGGCCCAUCACAAAUGGAUCCUCGAGCAAGUUCAACAGCUGCUCCACGACGAGGCAUUUGCUGCCGUCGACGGUCGUGCGCGGGGAACCAUUAUGAUUGCCACGCCCUACAGCACAGCGGUGCGCGAGUAUCACUCGAGCGUGAAGAAGUGGCCGCAAGAGUUGCAGGACAGGGUCGAGGUCUUGACUAUCGACAAGGCUCAGGGCAAUCAGGCCGACGUUGUCUUUCUCGACAUGGUGCGAACGGCAAAGGCGGGAUUCAUGGACGAUCCGUAUCGGCUCAACGUAGCCAUCACGCGGGCGAGACAGGCCGAGAUCAUCGUCAUGCAUCAUCGCAUGACGUGGAAGCAGAUGUUGGGAGGGAUCCGCAUUAGAGCGCAGUACCUCUCCCAGAUCUGGGACGACGCGGUGGCUCAGCGGCGCAUGGUUUCACUUUGA
Molecule: messenger RNA, 2394 nt
Organism: Hirsutella rhossiliensis
Lineage: Eukaryota; Fungi; Ascomycota; Sordariomycetes; Hypocreales; Ophiocordycipitaceae
Product: AAA domain-containing protein
Exons: 2
Coding region: 1-2394 (797 amino acids)
Molecular function (GO): 5'-3' DNA helicase activity
Source: RefSeq, a predicted model, not a curated record